AGAGAAACAGGUGGGCAAAUUCAGGCAGGAUCCUUUUACUGAUCCUCUCCAAGACUGAGGGGCAUGGAGAAAAGUUACUUCCUUAAAAAUGACACAUUAAAUGUACUUUUUUUUUACCUAAAACUCGAUUGAUAUUCCCUACUAACUUGAAUGUGGUGGUUUGAGGUUUUUAAGGUAUUGUAGUUGAUUCCCUUUUGCUGCCAUUAUCACUAACUCUUCAAUUUGUUCCCCUUUUUACGUCUUCGUGUUUAUUGUUGUAAAGAAUUUCCAAACAUUUAAAUAUUUAUUCUCGAAUUCAAUUGAUUCUAUAAUCUAUCCUAUCAAUUCAAAUUUGUGACUUCAUAAUCAAACUUUUAACAGUGAAGGUUCCUGGGCCCUAUUGCUACAUCCCGUUUUGUAAACAAUGUUGUAUUCGUAAAUAUACAAUGGGAAAACAAAAAUAUUUUCCUAUGAUAAAAUAUAUCCAGACGGUGAUCGUGUGAAGCGAUGGAGUCUCGUAAAGACUUGCUGAGAGGGUAAACAAGUGAAAUUAGUAGGCUAAUGUCCAACACAGCGCACACUCAUCAUUUCGCCAAUUUAUUACUAGUAGUAGGCUACAAAGUGGUUCAUUUUGAAAGUAGGAUAACAUUUUAAAAUGGCAUCUGACUGUUAAACAGGGUCUCAACAAGUCUUGGACGGAGCUUUCCCUGGCGUCGACGAAAACUCGGACUGCGUGGCAAACCAUGGUUUCAAGAUGUUAUGAGAAGUUUUUAUGGGUUCAUCUUCGGCCUGUUCCUAGCUGCUGUGUAUGGCGUUACUGUGCUGUUCGUUCAAAAUCAGGAGCCCUGGUUCUGCAUCUACACCACUGUCGCCAUCGCAUUCAUGGCAUCAUUUGGCAUGGGCCUUUCUGUUCGAGUGCGCUCAAAUGUUAUGCUCAUGAUGCCGAUGCUAUGUUCGAAAAAUGGCAAAAAUCUCCUCCUCUUCCUCAUCUUCUCCAUGGUGAUCCAGGGGCCAAUGACCAACACCCUGGAGAACUUUAGCCGAGCGGCAGACAGUGUUGUAUGUGGUGCAGAGCUGACCAUGAAUCAGACCCAGGAACUGAUGCAGAGAGCAGCCACACCACUCUUCCCUGUGCUGGACAAGAUUAAAGACAUCUCCAGGAAUGCAUAUUCAGUGGCUAGCAGGGUUCAGAACUUCAUCCAGGCUUUGACUGACUCAGUCCAGCAUGUUGCUCGCACUCUUAGAAACGUGCUUCACUUCCUGGCUAGCAUCGGCGACGUGUGCAACGACAAGCUGGGCACACCGUACACGAAGUGCAACAAGUUGUUUGAUGAUGCCCGGGAAGACUGCAUGAACCUUCUGUCUAUAUUCAACUUCCUGUGUCACAUCGUGGAUGGGUUCCGCCCCCUGUGUGGAGUAUCUCGUGUGGGCCAGUUGUUCUGCACCAUCCCCUCCUACGUCGCCAGCCACCUAAAGGAGAGACUGGAGGCUCCGACAGCUGCUGCCUUGGAUAGGAUCAAGCAGGAGUUUGAGUUCAACAUCUCGGCCUCCGUGCACUUCGACAUGAGCGUGAACAGCAGCCAGUCCAUGCAGCAGGUGUCCCAGAAUAUCCUGAAGGAAGUGUCGUCGAGGCUAGGCCACUUCCAGGAAGCGGUGGGACUGCUGGCUUACGUGGGCCUCGUCCUCAUGCCUCUCACGUACCUCUGGGCUGUGCUCUACAAACACAAGUACCUUCAGCGGGACAACUUUGACAACAAUUACAUCACCAAGCAGUUUGAAGAGCUGGAUCUGAAGAUGGGCAGGGAGGGCAGGCCAACGGUCCUCCCCCUCAACAAGAGAGAGGCCCGCAUCUACAUCAAAACUGGUGCCAUGUACCUGACAUCCAGGGAGAGACGGGUGGCGGCCAUUGGCACCAUCUCCGUCCUCCGCCAUCUGGUCCUGGGCUUCAUGGUGGUGGCACUAGACCUGUUGGUUUACUGGAUGUUUGACCUGGUGCACCACCAAGCCCAGGGAGACAUCGUCACCAGAGCGCCUGUUCUCGUCGCGGUCCAGAUCAACGGGACGGGCUACGCCUCCGACAUCUUAAAGGACAUGUUGUCUUCCUUCGACGUCCUGCAGAAGGGCAACAUUACCGUCCUGAGCAAGAAGUGCAUCAUGCAACCCUCAGAGCCUGACUAUUCAAAGUACAUUCUCAUAGGAUUCCUUUAUGGCCUCACCCUGUUCAGUGUUUUGGCUGGCAGCUAUGUGAAGCGUCUUAGGAGCCUGGUGUGUGCCAGAUACCACCCCAGACGAGAGCGGGAGAGAAUCCGGCUCCUCCGCUGUCGUAUCUUGAGUCAGCGCGCGUCCCUGUGUAAAGCUCUCCUGAGCUCUGUGGCCCGGAGCAAGGCAGACGGGGCCGGGGCCGGUCUCCUGCACACUAUCAUGCUACGGGUUCCUGGAGGAUCCUUCCUGGCUGAGCUCCUGGGUGUGUCGUCUGUCUCCUGCAUGGCAUGUGGCAGGGCAGGGAAGGGCCGGGACGACUCCCACAUGGUCACCUGUUCAACUCCACAGUGUAAAGGUUUAUACUGUACGCAGUGUUUCCGGAGCAUGAACAACAUCUGUGCAGUGUGCAUGGGGCCUCUGACCUUCCAGGAAGACUGCGAAGAGGAGCUGGAUUCCAGUGACAACGAGCAUGUGAGCCUCUGGACCGCCGCCCUGGCCUCGCCCCACAUCACCGAGCGGCGUGCACGCAACCUGAUGAAGAGGACCAUCUCCAUGGAGAUACGCCGCCGGUCAUGGGCGGAGAUGCCGGGAGUGUCCCCAGUCCCUGGGGGGAGCAGGGUGCUGUACCAGAGGACGGGCAGCUCCGUGACACUAGGACACGAGGGGGACAGUGACAGCGGCGGCCACGUCAGUCCAUUCAGUGACCCGGACUUCAGUUACCAGGAUCGCUCUGACUCAGAAGACUCUGACCCCAGGCACUAUGACCCCAGACGCAAAUACGUCCACGACUCGAUUCCAGCCACUUUCUCUGACAUUUAUGUCACUGGAGGAGUCAGUCGUCAGACUUCAGAAAGUGACUCUUCAGACAGUGACACUUUGUUUCAGUCCCUCUCUUCGGAUGCCAGAAACCACUCCAGAGAGGAACCACUACAGACGGUCACAGUCCACAGUCUGACCAUGACCGCAACCGUGCCCUGUGUCAGGGAUACCACCAGAGCGACGGCCCCAGUCGGUCCAACUCCAACGAAUGAUCCAGAGUCUGGAUCAUUCUGGAUUCCAGACCAUUAAUUCUAUCCAGUGAAAGACAAAAAGGGUUACUUUUUGGGCUAAACUGGAGUGGUAGCAUUCUGCUAGACUGCAAUAGUCAUUGCAUGUUGUAAACAUCAUCAUUAAAACAGGAAUUUUCCAUUGAAGCAGGCACUACUGUGUGUUGCCCAAUUCCUUAGACGUUCUUGUCAACAUCAACUGAAUGGGUGUCUGACGGACAGCAGUUGGAUUUGAAACGUGCUCCAAAUUGGAUGUAGAGUUUGGGGUACUAUUGUUUGACUUUGAUUAAAUGUCCAUGACAUUUCCUCUUGUGUGGUUGAAAUUUACAUUAGCAUUUUGUCAUUUAGCAGACGCUCUUAUCCAGAGCGACUUACAGUAAGUACAGGGACAUUCCCCCCCGUGGCAAGUA
Messenger RNA from Hypomesus transpacificus, 3637 nucleotides. It is a transcript of the gene dcst2, whose product is annotated as DC-STAMP domain containing 2. The coding region runs from base 739 to 3249 and encodes 836 amino acids. The record is from RefSeq and is a predicted model, not a curated record. Gene Ontology annotation, cellular component: membrane. The transcript has 15 exons. NCBI's taxonomy places the organism in Eukaryota, Metazoa, Chordata, Actinopteri, Osmeriformes, Osmeridae.